Trichomonas vaginalis G3 is the source of this 866-nucleotide messenger RNA. RefSeq lists its product as uncharacterized. The transcript has a single exon. The record is from RefSeq and is a predicted model, not a curated record. Lineage: Eukaryota; Parabasalia; Trichomonadida; Trichomonadidae. The annotation marks the transcript as partial.
AUGGACAGAAGGUCUGCUAGAAUAAAAGCAGAGUUAGAAAGAUAUGGUUGGAAAGUUUCGAAGAAGUUUAAAUAUAGGAAGGGAAGACCCAUAAAAGUCUAUGACAAAUUAUCUGGUCUUCGCUAUGAGAUGGACUUGGAAACAGCACGUGCCAAUUAUCCAAACAGACUAGAGAGGUUAGAAGAAGAACGUCUUAUGGACAUGCCUUUCGAUGUUAGUGAACCUCAAGUUGAAGGACACGACGGCUUUGCCAGAUUCUACUGGAAACAUGACGAACAAUUGCAUCCUUUGAGAAGGAAAAAAGGAAAAGGUGAAGACGCACAUGCUCCCAUGGAAAGAACAAGAUAUGCAUAUGAAAAGUAUCGUGAAGUUAGAAGUCAAAUUACAUCUGGUCGAACCUUUACAGUAAACUUUGACGAAGGAAAGAACAAAGAAGGCUUCAUGGGAGUACUUGCUGCCAUACAAGACGGAAAUAAGAAAGGAUACAAUCUCAGAUUGACCAUAACAGAUUUGGACGGUCAUAUAUACUAUGCGCAUGGCAAUGUCACAACAGCUGCAAUGCUUCUUGACGCUUUCAAGACUACAAAGAGAGAACAAAUGGUUGACUCCGACUCAGACAUUUUGAAUGCAAUUGAAGGAAUUGCAAGUGUCAAGUUCGAAUGGUACCAACCUAACCCUCAAGCAGUCAGACAACAUGCUGGAUACUUCCCCUUCAUAAAUAAGUCUGACAUUGACUUGACAAGGUAUGGAAUUUACAAUUCAAUUGAAAAAAUUGUCAAUGAACCUUGUAUUCUUACAUGUCUCAGGAACUCUGGUCUUGUUUCAGAAGAGAAAAUGAAGUAUCUUGAGUCAUGUGUGAAGACAAG